AUGUCUCAGUUCGAGCCUAAUGCCAUUCUGCGGGGAGCCCAGCUUACCGUUGUUGGGACACUCCGAAUACUGCGCAACCCUAAUCUAUUUAAGCAUGACCACUUCCGUCAAGCUGCUCUGGCCGUCGUUGUCGGGGUGGUGAUUCACCUAAUCUUACAAAUUCCAAUGAUUAUAAUAAAACUAGCGCUUCAGAUAGCUUCGGUCGUGGUCGAUUUGGACUCUGCAACCUGGGAUGACAAGCUCAUUGGAGGACUGAACUUCAUAUCGAACUCUGUGCUUCAAGUGCCAUUCCUACUCAUGACCCUCAUGCGAUACAUUACGCCUACAUUAGACGACAUCUUUCUUCUAUCCCUCGAAUGGGUUGAUGCCACCUACGUCGAAAAGCAUAAAACUGAUGAUCCUCGAAACACUAGAGCCAUGUACUACCCGAACCUUGUCAAAUAUCCGACCAGGCAAAAAGGCGCCCCCUCGAAACCACAGAAGCCAAUAAAUGCCGCAUUAAUGGCUUUUUUGAACCGAUACGCUCGUAGAGUUGGGAUGUGGCUGGGCAUCUACAUUUUGUCGUUGCUACCGGUGGUUGGACGAUUUGUUAUGCCUGCUGCUAGUUUCUACAGCGUCAGGAAAUCUAUCGGCACGACACCAGCAGCGGUCAUAUUUGGAUCGGGUUUAGUAUUGCCAAAGCGAUACAUCGUUUUCUUUUUGCAUACCUAUUUUGCCUCGCGAAGCUUGAUGCGCGAACUUCUUGACCCCUAUUUCUCUCGUAUCAAAUUCGACAAGGACCAAAAACGACGAUGGUUCCUUGACCGCGAGGGGGUUCUCUUCGGCUUUGCUUUUGCUUUCACCAUCGUGCUCAAGACACCAUUUGUCGGCGUGCUCAUGUACGGCAUUGCGCAAGCGUCCACAGCAUACCUAGUCACAAAGAUCACCGAUCCUCCUCCACCUCCUGAACGUAGUGAGGGGUUCGCCGAGAAACAAAUCACCUGGGAGAAUAAGCACGACUUUUUGCAACUUUCCGUCGACACUCUGGACAGAAUUAAUGUGAGUUCUGUUGAUAAGACCCAAGCCAAGAGCACCGGCGCGGAUGUAUCUCCAAGCACUGGAAAGAACUAUUCGUGA
This is a messenger RNA of Talaromyces amestolkiae, 1116 nucleotides long. RefSeq lists its product as uncharacterized. The record is from RefSeq and is a predicted model, not a curated record. The transcript is spliced from 5 exons. Bases 1 to 1116 code for a protein of 371 amino acids. NCBI's taxonomy places the organism in Eukaryota, Fungi, Ascomycota, Eurotiomycetes, Eurotiales, Trichocomaceae.